AACAGGCGUGCAGGAAAUGCAUGAAAUGGAAAAGCUUCACGUAGUUUUAAAUUCUUUACCCCAAAUGUCCAAAGACAUCGUGGACGACACAAUUCAUGAAAAGGUUCUUUCUUACCUUUCAGAGUAUGCAUCCCAAGGACCUGAUAUGGUUGCCACUUUCAUGGAAUGGAAUGCCAUGAAAAUUAUACGCGCUUGUAUUAUACAAGAGAAUCGGUACAACGGAAUCGAAACUGGACACGAAUGCAAUAAAGAUUCAAGAAUUACAUCAUUAUCUAUACGCUUUUUAGCGCGUCUUUUGGCUAAUGAUGACAGACAAAACGCUCUUUUAUUUAAUCAAAUCAUUUACGAAUAUAGUGAUGUGCUUGAUUUUAUUUUGGACAAUGCAUUCUCUGAAGAAGGCUUGAUGAGAUAUUCAUGUAUUGAAGCUUUGGAACAAAUAGUUACAUAUAAACUUGGUGCAAAAUGGUUUCAUAGCACAAAAGGUGCACAAGUUGUUGUCGCUUGUUUUCUUGACUCUAGCACUUAUGUGAAUACGACAAAAGCAACUGCACAAAAUGAUCUUUUGGAAUUUUUAAUCUCAACUCUUGAUCUUUUCAACAAGAUACAGGAAAUGUUGUUUAAUCCUC
This is a messenger RNA of Dentiscutata heterogama, 626 nucleotides long. Lineage: Eukaryota; Fungi; Glomeromycota; Glomeromycetes; Diversisporales; Gigasporaceae. The record is from the annotation of a GenBank genome assembly.